AUGCAGUUGAAGUAUCUUCAAAGUGUCAUUUCUCCUCAGGAUACAUCUGUCAAAGUAGUGGGAUUAUGUUGGUCUCCCAACAAUUUGAAAUUGGCAGUUGCCACAGCGGAUCGCACAAUAUCUUUAUUUGAUGAUAAAGGUGAUAAAAAAGACAAAUUUUCACUUAAACCUUCUGAUUCUAAGUAUGGGAAAAAAAGUUUUUCCGUUAAAUGUAUUGCUUUUUCACCUGAUUCGACCAAAAUUGCCGUGGGACAAACAGAUAAUAUCGUUUACGUUUAUAAAAUUGGUGAAAGAUGGGGUGAUAAAAAAGUUAUUUGUAAUAAGUUUGCCGUGAGUUCUGCAAUUACAAAUCUCAUUUGGCUUUCCCAAGGAUCUCUUAUUUUUGGCACAGCGGAUGGCAAAGUAAGAUUAGGAAAUUGUAAAACCAAUAAAGCUUCAACGUUGUAUGCUACAGACUCAUUUGUGGUCUCUUUAGCAUCAAACUUUAAGGGUACCGGUUUUUUAUCCGGACAUGCGGACGGAACGGUUGUUCGUUAUUAUGUUUCUGAUGAUUCUUCAAUGGAACCUCAAGGUAAAGUCUUAGUUUGUUCAUCUCCACCGUAUGCUCUCGCUUGGACUCUUAAUCAUAUUUUGACUGCCGGUUGCGAUAAAAGAGUAACCAUAUACGAAAAAGACGGAAAAAUUUUAAGAACUAUAGACUACAAUAAAGAAAACGAAAAGGGAUUUACCGUUGCUUGUUGUUCACCAAGCGGACAAGCCGUAGCACUCGGAAGUUUUGACAGAAUCAGAUUACUAAGUUGGAAUUCCAUUAAAGGGAUUUGGGAAGAAAGUACUAGCAAGGAAAUUAAAAAUUUGUACACUAUAACCGCUUUGCAUUGGAAAAGAGAUGGAUCAAGAGUGGCUUGUGGAACUUUGUGCGGAGGAGUACUGUUGUUCGAAUCUGUUUUAAAGCGAACAAUAUACAAAAAUAAAUUUGAAAUUACUUAUGUUGGACCCAGUCAAGUAUUGAUAAAAUCCAUUAACAAUUCAGAUAAUGGAAUUAUGUUAAAAUCUCAAUACGGUUAUGAGGUUAACGAUGUUCGGAUUAUGGGAAAAGAUCGUUAUAUUGUUGCAAGAACUCCUCAUACAAUAUUUUUGGGUGAUUUAGAAAAAAAUUUAGUCAGUGAAAUAAUGUGGCCUAAUUCUGGAAGAAAUGAAAAAUUUUAUUUUGACAAUGCUAAUGUUUGCUUAAUAUUUAACGUAGGCGAAUUGUCAUUAGUUGAAUAUGGAGAAAAUAAAAUUUUAGGAUCAGUGAGAACAGAAUUUAUGAAUCCACAUUUAAUAAGUGUAAGACUUAAUGAGAGACAAAUAUCCGGUUCUGAAGAUAAUAAAAAAUUAGCCUAUCUUCUCGACUUAAAAACAAUAUGUAUCAUCGAUUUAGCGUUCGGCGUGACAGUUGCUCAUAUCAGUCACGAUGCCAAAGUAGAUUGGUUGGAACUUAAUGAAACCGGCUACAAACUACUAUUUCGUGAUAAAAAACAAAGGUUAAUGCUUUUGGAUCUACGUUCGGGAAGGAAAGAAGCCAUUUUGACUAAUUGUACUUUUUGGAUUCCUGGAAGUGACGUUGUAGUUGCUCAGUCUCUUAAUAAUUUAUGCGUAUGGUACAACAUAGAUACUCCAGAACGCGUCACUCUUUUUCAAAUCAAAGGAGAAAUAGUUGAUGUCAUACGAGCUGAAGGCAGGACCGAAGUUAUAGUGCAAGAUGGUAUUCAUCAAUUAGGAUAUGAAUUGGACGAAGGAUUGGUAGAGUUCGGAACGGCCAUUCAUGACAAGGAUUUCGGUCGUGCUGUUUUAUUUCUUGAAAGUAUGGGAAAUAGACCUGAGGCAGAUGGCAUGUGGCAAAAUCUAGCUGACAUUGCGCUAAGUCUUCAAAAUUUGAGAGUGGCCGAAAGAUGUUUCGCAGCUUUGGGAGAUGUAAGCAAGACUCAUUUCUUAAAAGAAACGAUAAAAAUUGGGACAUCGUUUGCUGAACAAAAUAACACAGAUGUUUUAUCUUGUCCAGAAGUCUGGGUGCGGUUGGCAAUUUUAAAAAAGCAAAUAAAAGAAGCCGAACAAAUUUAUUUGGAACAAAAUGAAAUUGAUAAAGCAAUUGAAAUGUAUCAAAAAUUUCAUAAAUGGGAGGAAGCUUUAAAAUUAGCCCGUUCGAAAGGUAAUGCAGAAAGUGAAAUCCUUCAGGAAAGACAUUUGAAAUGGUUGAUGGAAACGCGUCAAGAAGAAAAAGCUGGAGACUUGAAAGAAAAGGAAGGAGAUCAUUUAACUGCAUUAAAUUUAUACUUAAACGCGAAACAACCUGGUAGAGCUUUCCGUCUUUUACAAAACUACACCUAUCUUUUAGAAAACGAACAAAUCGUGAAUAAAGUAAUAUCAUCUCUAAUAAAAGCUGAUAUGAUGGAACAAGCUGGUAUGCUUUACGAAAAACUUAACGAUUAUCACAAAGCCUUAGAGUGUUAUAAGAAGGGAAAAAUUUUUCCAAAAGCUGUCGAAUUAGCCAAAAAAGUUGCUCCUAAUGAAAUCAAAUUAUUAGAAGAGCAAUGGGGAGAUUGGCUCACCGAGUCGAAACAAUUAGAUGCUGCUAUUAAUCAUUAUAUUGAAGCCAGAAAAACUGUUAAGGCUUUGGAAGCUGCCGUUAAUGGAAGACAGUGGAAAAAAGCCUACCAAAUUAUACAAGUCAUUGAUGAUGUGGAAUCAGUUUUGGUUUAUUAUCAAAAGAUAGGAGAAUAUUUUUUAUCUGUUAAAGAAUACCAAUUAGCAGAAGAUAUGCUUCUCAAAUGUGGUAUGUUCAGGGAAGUCAUUGACAUGUACAACAAUGCAGGACAAUGGGACAAAGCUCAUAAAAUUGCAAGUAAAUAUUUAGACAAUGAUGAAGUGACUACUAUGUACCUAUCCCAAGCCCAAGCAUUGGAGGAUAGCGGAAAACUAAAAGAAGCUGAAAAAGUAUUUGAAUCUAUUUCAAAGCCUGACAUGGCCAUCUCAAUGUAUAAAAAACACCGAAAAUACGAUAACAUGAUAAAACUCGUUAAAACAUAUCAUCCUGAAUUGGUAACCAUAACCCACAAGCAUUUGGCACAAGAAUUAGAAGCAGGAAAACAAUACAAAUUGGCAGAACAACAUUACAUUCAAUCGAAUGAAUGGAAAUCCGCAGUAAAUAUGUAUAGGUUGGCAGAUAUGUGGGAUGAAGCUCAUAGAAUAGCAAAAACCCAUGGAGGAACAGAAGCUGGGAAUCAGGUUGCUUUUCUUUGGGCUAAAACCUUAGGUGGCGAUGCAGCGGUUCGACUAUUAAAUAAGUUUAAUCUUUUAGAGCAAUGCAUUGAUUAUUGUUGUGAUAGUUAUCAGUUUGAUUUCGCGUUCGAAUUGGGAAAACUUUCCAUGAGUGAAAAACUUCCCAAUAUACAUUACAAGUAUGCAUUAGCUUUAGAAGAUGGUGGAAAAUUUCAAGAAGCAGAAGAGGAAUUUCUAGAGGCCGGUAAACCAAAAGAAGCUAUUUCAAUGUAUAUUCAUGCUAGAGAAUGGGAAAAAGCUGAGGCGGUAGCAGAGAAAUAUGACAAAAAUAGUUUACCGGAUGUUUUAUUAGCUCAAGCUAAAAACGUGAUGGAUCGUGAAAAUCCAUCUGCUAUUGAAAGUUUGCUUUUGAGAGCUCAAAAACCUGAAAUGUUAAUUAAAUAUUAUCAAGAUAACGAUAUGUGGGUCGAUGCUCUAAGGAUUUGCAAAGAAUAUUUGCCAUCUAAACUCUCGGCGAUUCAAAGCAUGUACGAUAGGCAAGUCGGUAGCAAAGGAUCUUUGACGUCAGUUCUUGCCCAAGCUCGUGAAUGGGAACAAAAUGGACAAUUUAAACAAUCAAUACAAUGUUACAUAAAAAUCAGUACAUUGUCAAACGAUAAAGAAACAAUUGUUAAUUCCUUAUUAAAAGCUGCUGAUUUAACAUCAAAAUUUGCUGAUCCGGACGAUGCGAUUAUGGUAAGCAGAAGCGUAUGCCCAAAAUUGAUUGAAUACAAACAAUACGGUAGUGCUGCUCAGUUGUAUAUGACUUGCGAUUUAAUACCAGAAGCUGUUGAUGCGUACAUAAAAGGUGAAGAAUGGAGCAAAGCACGAAAAAUUGCCAAAGAAUACGAACCACGAUUAGAAUUAUACGUUGAAAACAAGUAUAAAGAACACUUAACAAUGGCGGGUAAUAUAGAACAAUUGGCAGACGUCGAUGCGACAGCAGCUUUAAAUCUUUUAGCACGUCAAGGAUCUUGGACUCAAUGUUUCGAAACGGCAAAGCAAUAUGGUUCCCAGGUACUACACAAGUAUGUUGCCAUCCACGCCGCUCAGCUACUGAAAGAAGAAAAAAGUUUAGAAGCGUUGAAUUUGUAUACGAAAUACGAAGCACCAGCAUAUCAACAAAAUUACAACAUAUACAAAAAAAUCACGAGCGACAUAUUUGGAAUGCCUGAUAUGAACGAACCGGAAUCUUAUGACGUUUGGGCGGAAUUGAGAAACAUGCUUUUUAACUUAACGGAAAAUAUUCGACAUUCUCAAGAAGCUGAAUCUGCCACUCAUAACGAAUUCGAAACCCUUUUAACCAUAUCUCAUUAUUAUGCUGCAAGAUCUGCAUAUAAAGGAAUCAAAAACCUGGAAAAUUUAGCUGCGAAAAUUUCUAUCGCUCUUCUCAGAUACACGGACGUAAUACCAGCCGACAAAGGUUUUUUCGAAGCCGGAGUUGAUGCCCGAGCCGUUGGUAAAGAUAGCGAAGCUUUUGUAUUUUUAAAUCGUUAUUUGGAUAUUUGCGACGCCAUUGAAGAAGAACAAUCGGAAUUUACGGAUUUUAAUGAAAUGUCAGAUUUUUCAAUAACGGAUUUCCCAUUGGAAGUUCCUUUGUCGGCAACUCAAACUAUCGACUCUGUUAAACACGAAGAAGUAAAAGAUUGGGUUUUGUCAGUAUCAAUGGAUCAAAGAAUCGAUCAAGUUUUACCUUUGGACGAUAGAAAUUUAUACGAAUCCAGUUUAACUUCGAUUAAUUACGCAGAAGCUGCUGCAUUGCCAUGCGUUGUCACAGGUUAUCCCGUACUCACAGGAAGAGGAAGAAAACCAAUCGAAUUUAAAAAUACUGGAAAAGCAGCCAAUAGAGAUGAUUGGAACAGUUUGAUCAUGUCGGCAAAAACAUCGAUGGGAUCACAUUUGAACGACGUUAUUACAUUUAUUAAUGAUUGGUGUGGAAAUAUUCCAAGCGUUAAUUUUUAA
Pediculus humanus corporis (human body louse) is the source of this 5259-nucleotide messenger RNA. Its product is annotated as wimple/ift172, putative. The record is from RefSeq and is a predicted model, not a curated record. The transcript is spliced from 15 exons. Gene Ontology annotation, molecular function: protein binding. Gene Ontology annotation, cellular component: intraciliary transport particle B; axoneme; ciliary basal body. The coding region runs from base 1 to 5259 and encodes 1752 amino acids. Lineage: Eukaryota; Metazoa; Arthropoda; Insecta; Psocodea; Pediculidae. Gene Ontology annotation, biological process: intraciliary transport.